AGGGAGAAAGCUGUGCUGAAGGCAGAGGGAGUUCACUGCCGUUUUUCCUGACAUCACAAACAACUCAUCUUCCAGAGAGAGGAUUUUUCUUUCUUUUAUGUGUUUUUUUCCAACUUUUUUAUCGUGUCUGUGGAUUUAAUGGACCUUGAACUAUAACUCUUACUGAGGAUCGAAGAUAUUAAUGCAGAGAGACUUUUUUUUUGCACUAUAUGAAUAGGUCUAUUCUUUUUUCAAGGUACAUUUACCAGAUUUACAAUUAAUCUAUAGUUCGGUUUUCAGCCGUGUGAGGAUACUCUGUCUGCCUGUGCCAUGGGCUAUACAGGGGCGCUACUUAUUCUGGGGUUACUGUGUAUUCUGAGGACUGCUGCCUUUAAGUGUGCCAGGGGCUUCGAGGCAGAAAAUGGUGUUUGUACUGAUCAGGAUGAGUGUCAAGAGGACCCUAACCGAUGUGUGGGAAACGCAAUCUGCUUCAACACCAAUGGGAGCUACUACUGUCAGUGCCACAGUGGGUUUACGAACGUUCAAGGGUCAACCAACUUCACCGGCACAAAUGGACAAUGCCAAGACAUAAAUGAGUGUGUAGAGGACAAAGAGAUCUGUGGCUCCACGGCCGACUGUGUCAAUGCGAUUGGGAACUACAGCUGCAUCUGCAUGCCAGGCUACACAAACUUCAGUGAUAUCAAUCGCAACUGCACAGACAUAGAUGAAUGCAAAGAACACGAACAAAAUAUUUGUGGAAUGAGAGGAACUUGUGAAAACCGUGUGGGGAGCUACUGGUGCGAGUGUCCAGCUGGCUACACCAACUAUGGCAACAGAGGGACUCCGUGCUCAGAGCUGAACUGCGACAACUUCAAAGAAAAUAGCGCAUCUGCAGAGUCUCUUGCAGGCCUGGCAGAUAUCUUUUCUCUGAUGAGGAGCAGCUGUUUGGCUCUGUCUAACCCUAACUCAACUGGAGCAGAGGAGCCAAUGGGAGAAAUGCUACUGGAGAACUUGCUGACAGCAACCGAAACCAUCCUGUCCACCGGUCACCCGAUCAGUGGAGACAACGUGAACAAGCUGCUCGGUGCAGUGGAAGAUGCCAUGAGGCUCAUUGGUCCCCAACUCAGAAAAAACGACAGCAGCAUGGGGACGCCUGAGACAGUAGAGAUGAAGUUUGCUGUACACAAGGGGCAGACUCCCCCCACUGGACCGAUCCACCUGACCACGGAGGCUGUGAAACUGGACACUGACUGGACAACAGCCGCCGGGAAUGGAACAUACCCCGGGUUUGCCGUUGCUGCAUUAGUGAGCUACAACAACCUUGAGAGCUCCGUUAACCAGUCAUUUGAGCACCUCAAAGGAUACCAAAAAGAUGGUGUAAAAGCCUCAUUCCAAGUCUUCUCGAAAGUGGUGUCUGUUGUGGUUUCCAACCCAUCCACACAGAGCCUGGACUCGCCUGUCAAACUUACUUUCAGGCACCUCGAGGAGAGGAUGGAGUCUCCUCGGGUGAACUACACCUGUGCGUACUGGAAGGUGGGACCUGAUGGACAGGAGGAGGGAGGGACCUGGUCCACAGAUGGUUGUUAUAAGGAGCGUACCACCGCCACACACACUGUGUGUAGUUGUGAACAUCUGAGCAGUUUUGCUGUGCUCAUGGCCCUCUACCCCAUGAAGCACACCUUUGGGCUUUUGCUGGCAACCAAGUUGGGCCUGAUCAUCUCCCUGCUGUGUCUGGUCGCCUGCAUCCUGACCUUCAAGUUCUGCCGCUCAAUACAAGGGACACGCACCACCAUCCACCUGCACCUCUGCAUCUGCCUUUUCAUGGCUGACCUCGUGUUCCUCACUGCCAUUUCACAAACUAAACCCGAGGGUGGCUGCAGGUUCGCCGCAGCAUUGCUCCAUUACUUCUUCUUGGGAGUGUUUGGCUGGAUGCUGUUAGAAGGGGUGCAGCUGUACCGCAUGGUGGUCCUGGUGUUCAAUGCCACCAUCCAACCCCUCUACCUAUACGCUUUUGGCUAUGGGAUGCCCCUCAUCAUAGUAAUUAUAUCUGUCAUCAGCAGACCAAAAGGAUACGGCACUGAUGAACACUGCUGGCUGUCUCUCAAAGACGGCCUCAUCUGGAGCUUCUACGGCCCUGUGUGUCUCAUCAUCAUUGUCAAUGUCUUCUUCUUCAUCGUCACCGUCUGGAAGCUCGCCCAGAAGUUCUCCAGCCUCAACCCAGACCUCACCAAGCUGCACAAAAUUAAAGCCUUCACAGUGACAGCAAUAGCCCAGAUGUGUGUGCUGGGCCUAAUGUGGGUAUUUGGGGCCUUCUUGUUUCAAGAAGAAGGCACUUUAGUACCAGCGUACUUCUUCACUAUCCUCAACAGCCUGCAGGGAGCGCUGCUCUUCAUCAUGCACUGCUUACUGUCCAAGCAGGUGAGAGAGGAGUACGCCAAUUUCUUCCCUUGCAUCUGUACACAACCGAAGAGGAAAUACUCCGAGUUCAGCAGUACCAAUCCUUCUAGCAGUCAGUCACAGGGAUCUCGAAGUGCACAGCUCACAGGGGAAUCCCAAAUGUGAAGAGCUCUAUCUCUACCUCUACCUGCAAGACAGACCUGCCCACCUUGGUCCAUCCAGCCCUGAAUUUAAAGCAGUGGCUCACCAAAAAAAAGAAAAUUCAGUCAUUAUCUUUUCACCCCCUUGUGUCAUUUGCCACUCCACUGAGCAUGCUGGGACCACUAAAUAUAAUUCAGUUUCCUAUUACAGCUGAAUUUCAUAGGACCACCUUUUUACAGCUCCAAAAAAAAAAAAAAAAAAAAAGAAAAAGAAAGGAAAAAGGAAAAACAGAAAA
Molecule: messenger RNA, 2812 nt
Organism: Myripristis murdjan (pinecone soldierfish)
Lineage: Eukaryota; Metazoa; Chordata; Actinopteri; Holocentriformes; Holocentridae
Gene: adgre5b.1
Product: adhesion G protein-coupled receptor E5b, duplicate 1
Exons: 17
Coding region: 310-2541 (743 amino acids)
Biological process (GO): cell surface receptor signaling pathway; adenylate cyclase-activating G protein-coupled receptor signaling pathway
Cellular component (GO): plasma membrane
Molecular function (GO): calcium ion binding; G protein-coupled receptor activity
Source: RefSeq, a predicted model, not a curated record